Leptomonas pyrrhocoris is the source of this 5249-nucleotide messenger RNA. RefSeq names its product putative protein kinase. Gene Ontology annotation, molecular function: MAP kinase kinase activity; ATP binding. Lineage: Eukaryota; Euglenozoa; Kinetoplastea; Trypanosomatida; Trypanosomatidae. Bases 819 to 5249 code for a protein of 1476 amino acids. The transcript has a single exon. The record is from RefSeq and is a predicted model, not a curated record. Gene Ontology annotation, biological process: protein phosphorylation; MAPK cascade.
GCCGAAUGAACGGUCAGUCUGAGACACAUCACAAAAAACAAAAGGAAAAAUUCGUUUUCUACUUCUCGUGUCACAGCCGUGUUUAAAACUGUGAAGAGACUACUUCUGUAAUUCGCUUCGCCGUCCGCUGGUUUUCUCGCUUCCGUGUGACGCGCGUACGCGUACGUAUCUAUUCCAGUGUAGGUGCGUGUAGAAGGUGUACCACUGCAUUUGCUUUUGUGUCUCGCCUCUCCCUCUUGUUUUUUCUUUUCCUCUUGUUCCACUUCCACUCCUCUGCUCUUGGUCUGUGUGUAUAUAUAUAUAUAUAUAUAUAUAUAUACGUGCAUAAAUCUUUAUGUGAAUGCGUGUGCUGAGAGUACUGGAUACAUUGCUUUUCUUUCUCUACUCGUUUUUCUUUACGUCAGCAAAGAUCUGCGACACCUCGCAAAGUUUAAGCACACAAUCACUCACGUACAAAGACAGUUGGCGCCGUUGUAUAACUUGUUUCUUUUUUGUUUGUUUUUGCUCUCUUCUUAUCUUCCUUCGCUGCUGAUUCGUAGAGCUGUGUUGCGAGUGUGGUGACGAGGUGGUUGCGGUGCGAAGGUGCUAAUGUGACUUCGAAGUGCUGCAUAAAUCUCUCUGUGGUUCCUUCUUCCUCGUUUCUUCCUCGUUUCUUCCUUCCAGUUUUGCUUUAAAGAGACCUGUGCGACGGCGUUUGGUACAUCUAAAUGUAAAUAUAAAUAUAUAAAUAUUAUAUCGGAAUGGUGUGCUUAUAAAUACUUUUCCAGUUUGUUUUGCCCUUAAGUUGUUUGCUCGUCUUUUUAUUCCUGUUUUCCACCAUGGCCUCUGUUCGACUUGUCAUUGUGCUGGUGCUCUACGCCUUGUUGGUGGCGUCUGCGCUCGUCACCAUCACGGUGGUGUUUUCCGUAUUGACGCGGAACACGAUGAAUGGACUAGUCCUCCGGCUGGCACGCGCGUCGAUGGCGUCACUGAAGCAAGCGGCGGUAGACCAAAUCUCCCACUAUGAAAUAACGACCUAUCUCCUCGCGAUGCUGCUCGAGCGCUUGUACCUCACGCCCUUCACGGACAUUACCAGCCAAAACGUGAACGACUUCAUCCCGGCGUGGAAGCUCAUGACAAUGCCGGAGAUGAACAUCAACAGCAAGUAUCUGGGCACAUUCAGCCUGAAGCUCGACACGACGACGAACCUGUGGUACAUGACCGGGUGCGAUCGUGAGACACAGCUGUGCUCCCUCUACGAUGCUGCGGCCAACACGACGCAGUACGUUAAAUAUAAACGGCGACAAACGGUGAACCCGAUAGACCCGUCCACCGUCUUCUCCGUCAACGGCCCACCCCCGCUGUACGCCCGCUACCUCGAGUCGAUGGACCUCUACCCACAGACGGAUGAUCCUGGCUGGUGGAGUCACGUGUACAUCGAAUACGCCCAACGCUUCACGACGCACCUGUGCCACGGCGUCCGCGUGGCGAAGACGACAGACUUCUUUUACUGUACCGACGUGUACACGCUUAACGACGGCAGUAAUCAACAACGGUGCAGGCAGCUGGUGGGGGUGACGGUGGAGGUGACGGAGGCGGACACCUUUGACCAAGGGAACUACAUUUCGCAGUCCACCGUGUUCCUGACCUCUACGCUUGUCGUCGACAACGUGAAUGAUCUGUGCGACCCCGACCCGGACAUCGCCGACGCCAUCGACAAAUUCCUGAAGUCGUGCAAGUCGGAGCUGCUCACCGACUGCACAGAGUACUUUUCGCUGGGAAAGCCGAACGUCUUUACGGUGAUUGGGUAUUCCCAGCCGAACGGCCUGUCCUUCGUGAUAGCCGAUCGUGCCCCCCACUCCUUUUUCUACAAGGCGAUAAACCACAGCCAGCAGAUUGCAAUCGCCAUCUCCGUUGUGAUGAUCGUCGUGGUGGUCAUCCUGUCCGUCGUGAUCUCCAUCUCCAUCGUCGUGCCCAUUAGCUUCAUCUGCGCCAGCAUGAAAAACGCAUCCAAUCUGACCUACGAGCAUCACAUGGCGCCCAUCACCCGCUACACCAUCAUCUCCGAAGUCAAGCAGCUCUGUGCCUCGUACCUCGACCUGCGCCAGGCCUUGAAGGACUUGAAGUCGUUCAUGCCGCAGGGUCUGCUGGUCGGUGCUAGCGAUCCCAUGGACACGACCUCUCUCUUAUCUGCUCUGAUGAGCGGCGGGCCGUACAACAGCGGCGAUGAGGAAGAAUCGGCAUACCACGAAGACUACGACGACGACGAGACGGAUGACGGCAACGAGGCAGGUCAGGAGGCGGCUGGUCGAGCGGGCGGCUACAGCUCCCCUGAGACCACCACCUCUGGCGAGACCUUUACCCCCCAGAGCGAAGCUCCACGGCGGUUGUCUCCGCAAGCCGUCCGCCCCUCUUUUGUUGCGUUGGCCGACGAGGACAGUGUGCCUGACUCUCCACCGCCUACUCAUCACCGCCGCAGCACGGCACCGAACAGUAACUGCUUGAUGUCGAAGGGCAUCGUCUCCGUCGUAGCCGUGAGCACCGUCGACGACGCCCUCGCUCGCGAUGCCGCCCUGAACGCGGAAGCAGUGGCGAAAGAUGCCUCACGCAAGCAGAGUUACGAUGUCGAUCGCGCCGGCGUACCUCCCCUGUCGCCGCCGCCGCAACAGCAGCAGCAGCAGCCGCAACGACGGCGAUCAAGCCAGAUGAGGGAGCAGAACCCCCCUGAGAGCCCGAGCCCCAGACACGUUAAAUUCCGCCGUGGCGUCAGCUCACUGAACGCGGCCUCCUUCCGUGAGGAGGGUGCCUCGCUGCGGCUCAACCGCUCCGUCUACACCAGCGACGUGAACCGCUUCCGCAACGUGAACUGCUCCCUCGUCUGCAUCCGUUACUCCUUCAAGUACAUCGACGAACACAGCCUCGAGGGGGAGGUGAACCGACUCAUGAACAUCUUCAUUCACACGAUCCUCCGCUACGGUGGCGUGAUUGAGGUUUUCCGCCCCGACGUGAUCGUCGUCUCCUUCGGCGCCCACGCGGUGAUGUCCCUCCACACGCAGCGGGCCACCGCCGCGGCGAUUACGAUAACCAAGAAGCUUACCGUGUCGCAGCGGGCGUGCACUCGCCUCGUUGUGGAUACGGGCUCCUUCUACUGCGGAAUAUGCGGAGCCAACGGCCGCGUCUCGCCUGUGAUCUUCGGUGACCGCUUUGACUGGGCGGUAGAGUUGCUGCGCUACGACCUGGGCUUAGGCCGGCUUGUGGUGACGGACCGCGUGGCCCUCUGCCUGCCGGGGGACUUUGUGGUGCCCUUCGACUACGUCAUCACGCAGAGUGAUCGCGCGCAUGGCUGCCAGCUCUUCCUCGUCUUGAACCCGGCGAAGCGCAACAACAAGGAGUUCCGCCAGAGCGUCGAAGACUUCCGCCGGGCGUACACGUUCGCCAGCAGCGGCAAAUACAAGGAAGCGCUCGAGAUUGUCGCACGUGGCGGCCAGUUCGACCCGGAGCUCGUCGCGGGCUACGUCAAGACGUACAAGUACCUCCUCAACAUGAACCCACCCCGCCCCCGCUACUGCCGCUUCCAACUUCCGCUGUUCGAACCUCUCGGUGUGAUAGUGAAGCUGAAGGAACCGAAGUACCAACACGAUCGCCUGCACAUCAACGAACUCGAGGACGAGGACGAGGAGCACGUCUCCAUCAACUUCGGCUUCGGUGGCGGCAGCAGCUCCGGCACGGCGCCGAACGUCGACAACGAAGGCGACCGAAGUAGGUCACACGCUUUUGCCGGCGAUGGCGGCAGCAGCGGCGACAACGCGAGCAUGCACCCGAACCUUAUCAGCACCCUGGAGGUGGAUGCGAAUCGGAGUAAGACGACGGGGACGCAGUCUGGGAUGGUACGGACGCGCAGCCGAGCGUUUAGCCGCGACAGCACCACUGCCGCACGCAGUUUUGCCAUCACGGAUGACACGAUUGGCUCCGGCACGGACCGCACACCCGGCAGCGAGUCGUGGAGCCGUGUCCAGCGAGGUGACCGGAGGCGGUGUUACACCGAGAACCUUUCUCGUGCUGGCGACACAGGUCGCACCGACUACAGCGAAGAAGGACUGCCGCUCGUCUUCACGGACCACAAAGGCGUGCGCUGGCAUCGCUUUCCACACAUGAUCGGUGUCGGUGCCUUCGCCGAGGUUUACAAGACCAUCUCGGAGAACGGCUCUCUCAUGGCGCUCAAGUGCAUCCACCUCGCCGCGACCAACGUGCAGCUGGCGGAUGUGGUGAGCGAGGUCAACACCGCCUGUAAGCUCUUUAGCGACUUCAUCGUGAACCACAUCGGCUGGGCGCACGUCGGGUCGUAUAUGAUCAUCAUCAUGGACUACAUGUCCGGCGGCAGCGUGCACAGCGCGAUGUCGGCCUUUCCCUCCGGCCUGACGCUGCAGAUCGCCCGGCGCUACGCGUCUGACUCGGUGCGUGGGUUGGCGUAUCUGCACCGCAACGGCGUGGUGCACGCCGACCUCAAGCCGCAUAACAUGUUACUCGCGGCGGAUGGCGGGUGUCGACUGAGCGACUUCGGCUCCAGCGUCACCAAGGCAAAUGCGCGGUCCUCCGGUGGGGAUGUCUUCCACCUGCGCGGCACACCCGUGUACAUGAGCCCGGAGGUGGCCCGCGGUGACCCACCGAGCAUGAAGAGCGACAUGUGGUCGUUCGGCAUUACACUGUAUGAGCUGCUGACGGGACGACAGCCGUGGAUGAUGAAGAAGAACGCUGGGAUGCCUGCCGUGCCGGGUAGAUCCCUUCUCGCCAGUGCGGGCAACAACCGCAGUGGCAACAGUCCUGCUGCUGCGUCGGUGGCGGUGGCCUCCGAGUCGGCCACUGCGGCCGCCGUGAUCGAAAACGCGGCGCUCCACGCCGUCCACGACGUCUACGGCCUGAAGAACGCCGCUGACGGGUCGGCGAGCACCGCACCCAAGACCCCGAACGCCAACAACAGUAGUCACUCGAGCGCGGUCGACAGCUCCGUCGUUGCCGCACCGCGCACGACGUCGGUGCCAAGUUUAGCAGCGGCAGACACGCCGGAGGUUGAGUGGGUGCCGGUGCAGGGGUUAUCCGACGCGCGUCUCGUGCAGGGCAUCGCCAACGGCACUGUGCAGGUGCGCGUGGAACAGAAGGACCUGCCCACGUUAGAGGCGUAUCAGCUCAUCGACGCGUGUCUGCAGGAGUCUCCGCAGCGUCGUCCCAUUUCAUGGGAAGUUGUGGAUCACCCGUUUUUCUUUUCCUACUGA